This is a messenger RNA of Mytilus trossulus (common blue mussel), 2951 nucleotides long. RefSeq lists its product as uncharacterized. The transcript is spliced from 24 exons. Bases 54 to 2795 code for a protein of 913 amino acids. Gene Ontology annotation, molecular function: protein binding. Lineage: Eukaryota; Metazoa; Mollusca; Bivalvia; Mytilida; Mytilidae. The record is from RefSeq and is a predicted model, not a curated record.
AGCUCAUUCUUAUUUAUAGUUUGUGAAAGGACCCAGACAAUACAAGCAGAAAAAUGGCAUCACAGUCUCAGUCUGUAGAUGAUGUUUUGGUCCAUUUGAUGUCGAUGGGAUUUGAUUACCAAGAUUGUCAAGAUGCUUUCCAGAUGGGAAGAAUUACAGUGGAAUCUGCAGCAGAAUGGUUAUGUGCAGGGAAACCAGGUUUUGUGAAAAAUGUAGAGAGCAGUUCAGGAAAUUUAAAACUGAGAGGGAACUCAUCUGGAUUUAAGGAAGGAAAUAAUCCAUUUGUUGAUCCAAGCAGUUCAAAACCUAAACCAGAACCAGAAAAUAUUGGCCAAUCAGAUUCUGCAGAGAUGUCACAUGGUAUGGAGGAUGACCAAUCAGAAAGUCAAGUAAUGAGCAGGUUACAUCUGAGUGAAACACAGAAAAAAAUCAAAGAAAAGUUUGUAGAUAAACAAAGGACAGAAAUGAAGCAAGAAGUGAUUAAAGAUAAACAGAGAAGGAAAAGGGAUCAUGCAAGGAUUUUGAAAGAGAUAGCAGAAGAUAGAGAGAAACAAAAGUUAACACACAGUACAGUAAAACAAGAAGUUGUAGAACAGAAACAAGAAGAACAGCCCAAACCUGCACCAGUAGCAGCUAGUCAUGAUAAAUGUCUGUUAAAGAUCAGAAUGUUAGAUGGUAGUUUUCUGAAGCAGUCUUUUGCAGCAUCAGCUACAUUUAAAGACGUAUGGAGAUACAUAACAGACAAUAAUAAGUCUAGAGGGAUUCCAAUAGUAGCAAUACAGCCAUUUCCACAUAGAGAAUAUGGAGACAAUGAUAUGGACAGGACAUUACAAGAACUUGGUCUCACUCCCUCUGAUUCAUUGGUUGUACAAAAGAAAGAGAUCAAGCAAGCAACAGCUGGAACAGCAGAAAUGUCUCCAGUGGAUGGACAUCCUUCACCUGUGUCCCCUAAACAGCCAGGAAGUAGUUCUAACUGGGGUCAAGGCCAGAGAUUAGAUGAUGAGAAUCCCGGUGAUGAAGAUUUAGCAGACAUUGAGAGUGACGACAGCGACGAAGAACCUCAUCAUCCACAUGGGGGAUUUCCACAUGAUAUACCAGGAUUAGGACAAGGGCUUCCAGGUUUUGGGGGACCCCCAGGAAUGGGACAAGGGAUGCCUGGUCUAGGAGGACAUCCUGGAAUGGGUCAAGGGUUUCCUGGAUUUGGUGGACAAGGAAUGGGACCAGGGAUGCCUGGAUUUGGAGGAGGGGGACAUCCUGGAUUUGGUGGAGCAGCUGGUGGUCAGAUGUUUGAAGGAGUUGGUCAGCGUCUAGGGGAUGGACACCCGGAACAGGAUGUAGCUCACCAUAACAGACCUGCUAGAGAACUCGCUGCUGAGAGAGCCAGACAACGGUUCCAAGAACCACAACCAGAAAGAUCUAAUCGAUCCCCAGAACCACCACACCCUGUGGCCCAUCAGGUGCCCUCGCUUCUUAAUCUAUGUAUGAACCACAUAUCUCAACGCCUCAAUGAUCCAGUACAUCAACUUAGGUCUCUGUCAGGGGUGGCUGAAGAUCUCGCUCAGAAACUUUUAGAUUACCUGCUGAAAAAUAGGCUGCUAAAGCCUAAAACAUUAAAUGCUUUUAUCCCUUGUUAUUUAAGAAAACUGAUUUUGGAUUGCUAUCCUUAUGCAGCAAAUGAACUUCUGAGUGCAGUAAGACACCACCAUCAGUUGUCACAGUUAAGUUUGUGUUCCUGUCCAUUAAUCACAGACCAAGGGAUGCAAGUUAUUACUGGUUUGAAGAAGUUGAGAUAUUUAAAUUUACGUUGUUGUAAACAGAUCACCAACAAAAGUUUAGAGACAAUCUCAGCUUUACAAUCACUGAUAUCCUUAAACCUAGAGGAGACUGGUAUUACAGAGAGUGGGUUUGAGGAUUAUUUACAGAAAACUACCCAACAAUUAGUCCAUCUUAAUUUGAAUAGAACAGCCAUCACUGAGAAGAUUAUUCCAUGUCUGAAAAAUAUGAAAACCCUAAAGACUUUGUACUUGGAACAAACUAAGGUGUGUGGUUUGACAGGUAUACAAGAUUUAGAGAACUUGGAGACGUUAGAUGUGGCUCAUACUGAUGUUGUAACAGAUUCACUCUUAUGUCUACAGCAGAAUAAAGCCUUGACAUGUCUAGGGAUAUCUCAUACAGAGAAAGUUCAUGGAGAUAGAGCUCUGGCAUAUCUGUCAGGUAUGAAACUACAAGCAAUAAACCUGCCUAGUCGACUGACAACAACUGAUGUAGGAAUGAAAUCAUUAGUAGGAUUCCAGUUAACCAGUUUAGACUUGACAAAUUAUAUUAAUGUUGGGGAUGAUGGGAUGCAACCUAUCGGCCAGAUUACAACGUUAAAGAAGUUGAUGCUUGGUAAUACCCAUGUGACAGACACAGGCAUGCUCUUCUUAGAAGGGUUAAAGAAUUUAGAAGUAUUAUAUCUGGAUAAAACCAGUAUAACAGAUGAAGGUGCUUCUGUUAUAAAGUAUUUCUGUAGCCUGUAUGAAUUAUCCUUGUCAUCAACAUUGGUAACAAGCAAGUUUAUUCUCCAUGGAACAUUGGACAACAUGCAUUUCCUCACCAAACUAAAUCUAAGUCGAAGCAAAGUUUCUUCAAAAGGAGUAAAGUGCUUGAAGCUUCCCAAUCUAACAUUACUUAAUUUAGAUGGAACCCACGUGAAGCCUGGAGUACCAGAAUUACUGUAUGGAACCUGUCCAAAUCUAAAGAAUGUUACAUCAGCUAAUUUGGUUUAUGGUAAUUCUGAUGAAGAGGAUAAUUAAAUAUACAACUGAGUUUGAUAUGACAAAGAAGGACAACUGAGGAAUAAAUAAGUCAUAGAAAAAAAAAGAAUGUUAUAGAUCAAAGAAUUCUUUGUAAUCAGUGAUUCUUGGACAGGUUGCACAAAGUGCAAAACCAUGUUUUAGUAUUGUGAUGUU